UCUCCCAUCUCAUGCUAAUUUUGAAUUGGACUUCAUAUUUGCUUAGAUGGUCUGGAGUUUCCUGUUCUUAAGAAUAAGUCUCAUACUACACAGAUAGCAAGAUGAGUUCCUUAAUAGAAACCCCUGAGCUGCCGGCGGUGUUUGAUGGGGUUAAAUUGGCUGCUGUCGCUGCUGUUCUUUACAUUAUUGUUCGUUGCCUGAAUCUGAAGAGCCCAACUGCCCCUCCUGAGCUCAUAUACCAAGACACACCUUUAGCCCGCUUCCUAAUCAAAACGUGCCCUCUCCUAACCAAAGAGUACAUUCCACCUUUGAUCUGGGGAAAGAGUGGGCACAUUCAGACUGCCCUUUACGGGAAGAUGGGGAGAGUAAGUUCACCACAUCCUUACGGGCUUCGCAAGUACCUCACCAUGUCAGAUGGUGCCACAGCCACUUUUGACCUCUUUGAACCACUAGCUGAAAACAGCAGCAAAGAAGAUAUCACAAUGGUCAUCUGCCCUGGAAUAGCUAACCACAGUGAGAAGCAGUACAUCCGAACCUUUGUUGACUAUGCUCAAAAGAAGGGCUACCGAUGCGCUGUGUUAAAUCACCUCGGGGCCCUUCCAAAUAUUGAGCUGACUUCGCCACGCAUGUUCACGUAUGGUUGCACCUGGGAAUUUGCCGCUAUGGUGACCCACAUCAAGAAGACAUAUCCUCAGUCCAACCUUGUUGUUGUUGGCUUUAGCCUGGGUGGAAAUAUAGUGUGCAAAUAUCUUGGCGAGUCCCACAUUAACCAGGACCGGGUGCUCUGUUGUGUCAGUGUGUGUCAGGGGUAUAGCGCAUUGAGGGCCCAGGAAACCUUCAUGCAGUGGGACCAGUGCCGGAGAUUUUACAAUUUCCUCAUGGCGGACAACCUGAAAAAAAUAAUCUUGUCUCACAG
Molecule: messenger RNA, 916 nt
Organism: Protobothrops mucrosquamatus (brown spotted pit viper)
Lineage: Eukaryota; Metazoa; Chordata; Lepidosauria; Squamata; Viperidae
Product: monoacylglycerol lipase ABHD2
Exons: 7
Biological process (GO): acylglycerol catabolic process; steroid hormone receptor signaling pathway; medium-chain fatty acid catabolic process
Cellular component (GO): sperm flagellum; sperm plasma membrane
Molecular function (GO): monoacylglycerol lipase activity; acetylesterase activity
Source: RefSeq, a predicted model, not a curated record